This is a messenger RNA of Gilbertella persicaria, 1181 nucleotides long. RefSeq lists its product as uncharacterized. NCBI's taxonomy places the organism in Eukaryota, Fungi, Mucoromycota, Mucoromycetes, Mucorales, Choanephoraceae. The record is from RefSeq and is a predicted model, not a curated record. The transcript is spliced from 6 exons. The coding region runs from base 18 to 1079 and encodes 353 amino acids.
CACUUUUUCUUUGUAAAAUGGUAGAAAGUUCAGCUCCAAUCCAAGUCGACUAUGGCAUUGUUGGUCCUGAUGUGCUAGAAAUUGUUUCCGAAUUAAUUUCUUUACUCUGUAUCACUGUACUAGCUACUGCUAUUGGAUCCAAGACCUCUGGGGAACGAAUUAAGACUAUCAAUUAUGGCCGUUUCAUGGUCAUUUUUCUGUAUUUAGUAUCUUGGGCCUUUGCUACAACAUCUGUAGUUGUUGUCUCUACAAAUAAUAAUAAUAUGGUCUCUUGUACAUUGGGCAUGCUUUCUUGUGAUAUUUUUUAUGCCGGUAGUAAAAUCGUAGUUUAUGCAUGGUUAAUUGAACGUAUCUAUUUGGUCACUGCUGUCAAAACUGCUCGCUUAAGAACAUGUCAAUAUCGAUUUCAUCUUGUCUUACUGUGUCCCUAUAUUAUUAUUUUUGCUCUCAUGUUGACAUAUAGAAAUAUUUAUUUAGAGUCUGAUGGCAAAUGCACUAUUGGUUUGCAACUGAUUGCAAGUGUACCCUUAUUGAUUUAUGACUUUAUUCUGAAUCUCUACCUUACUUGGCUAUUUAUGGCUCCUUUGAUGAACAUUGGCCUUAGCUCAAGAACUAACUGGAAACGAACUCGACUGUAUAAGCUCGCAAGAAGAACCCUAGUAGCAUCUGUUGUAUCCUUGUUGAUUUCUUUUGCUAACGUGCUUGUUGUUGUGAUUACACACGGGCACGAAAGAGGUCUUGUUUGUCUUACCAUGUGUACAGUCGAUGUGACAAUUAACGCGGCUACGGUACACUGGGUUACAACAAACCACAAGGAAAGCAGUAAAAGUGGUGGUCUUGGUAACAAGAAAACGUUUCAUACUGCAGAUCAUAUGUCUGCAGAACUUACUUUUGACGCUGAACCUAAUCCCAUAAGUGACAAGCCUAAAUUUGCUGAUUUUGGAUCUGUUCAAAUUGACCGUGAUAGUAAACUAAGCGCUAACAGUAAAGAACAUCACCUUGAAGAAGAUAGCGGUAAUGAAAGCAUUCGCUCCACGCAGGUCUCACAUAUAAGCGCAAGACCGUUGCAUAGUUAUUAAUAUAUUCGUUAAUAAAAUCCUGUACAUGAAAACUUGUUUGUUCACCUCCUUGAUUUUUACACACAGACUAAUUUGCCAUUGUAUUAAUCAAGAAGAAUAGAC